Neurospora hispaniola is the source of this 455-nucleotide messenger RNA. RefSeq lists its product as uncharacterized. NCBI's taxonomy places the organism in Eukaryota, Fungi, Ascomycota, Sordariomycetes, Sordariales, Sordariaceae. The transcript is spliced from 2 exons. The record is from RefSeq and is a predicted model, not a curated record. Bases 139 to 408 code for a protein of 89 amino acids.
UGAUGAGGGGAGGACACAAAGGGUCACAGCAUCAUCACAGUCGAGUUCCAAAUCGUUUCGUCAUCUACGGGAAAUGCAAAAAAUGUCCAGCCAAAGCAACUUGUCUCGUUCGCGCUGACGAAAACGAACAAAGUAGCAAUGCUUUUGUUCAUCAUCACAUUCCUUGGAGUUUUUGCUUGCUUUGCUUGGUUUUCUUUCGGGAUUCGGGUUUUUGGGGCCUGCGGAGUCAACACAAGCAAAAGAGGAACAGGGCGGCGGACUGAGGAACAGCAGAGGUUAGACUCUGUCUGUUUCCCUCCCAUCGAGCGAUCAAUAGACCGGCGUGAUUCUUUGGUCAACCAGCAUUCUGUCUCGUUCUCAUAUCCCUCUUCAGCCGUGAUCUGUGACUUUUGUAUGAUUUGCGUCUAGUAUCGGUGAACAACAUGUGCGAACCUUGAUGACCAAUGGCGGUGGAC